Equus quagga is the source of this 3445-nucleotide messenger RNA. RefSeq names its product cyclin J like (gene CCNJL). The record is from RefSeq and is a predicted model, not a curated record. Gene Ontology annotation, cellular component: cytoplasm; nucleus; cyclin-dependent protein kinase holoenzyme complex. The transcript has 7 exons. Lineage: Eukaryota; Metazoa; Chordata; Mammalia; Perissodactyla; Equidae. Gene Ontology annotation, molecular function: cyclin-dependent protein serine/threonine kinase regulator activity. Gene Ontology annotation, biological process: mitotic cell cycle phase transition; regulation of cyclin-dependent protein serine/threonine kinase activity. Bases 352 to 1752 code for a protein of 466 amino acids.
CUCCAAUUCCCAGCCCCCCGCCCCGCGGGGUGCGGGGCCGGCGGCGCAUGCGCGAGGCCCGGCCCCCAAUUCCCCCAGCGAGGGAGGGAGGCCCCCGGCGGCCCGGAGGCUGCGAGCCGCGGCGGGACCGAGCGCACGCAGGGGCGCGGCGGCGGCCGGGGCGAACGGGCUGCGGGGGCGGCCGUCGGGAGCGGGGAGCGCCCCGUGCGGUGCCCGCCGCGUGCAGGCUCUAAGGCGCCGCCGGCUCGGCCCUGGGAGGGGCCCGGCGCCCGCAGCCCCCCACGCCCGGAGAGGGAUGCGGUGCGCCCGGAGAGCCCGGUAGCCUCGGAUCGCGGCGCUGCGCACGCGGUGAUGGAUGAGCCGUGGUGGGAAGGGCGCGUCGCCUCGGACGUCCACUGCACCCUGCGCGAGAAGGAGCUGAAGCUGCCGGCCUUCCGAGCCCACUCUCCGCUCCUGAAGAGCCGCCGGUUCUUUGUCGACAUCUUGACCCUGCUGAGUAGCCACUGCCAGCUCUGCCCCGCAGCCCGGCACCUGGCCGUCUACCUGCUGGACCACUUCCUGGACCGCUAUAGCAUCACCACCUCCAAGCAGCUGUACGCCGUGGCCAUCUCCUGCCUCCUGCUCGCAAGUGAAGCCGAGUCCUGUGGCCUUCAUCCCUGCCGUCAUCCUCCUCCCCAGGAGAGGGGAGCGUCAAGCAGGAGCCUGCUCAUGGCCUUUCUGCAAGGGCCCCUCUCUAGACGCUGGCCGUCCUGCAAGGCAGAGUCCUUGAGUCCGGAUGGAGUCUGUCGUGCUGUGCUGUGCUUACCUGUGGAAAGGCCCGUCUCCUUACGGCAGAUUUCUAAAAUUAGAAAUGGUAUGCUCACAGGUAAGUUCGAGGAUCGGGAAGACCAUGUACCCAAGCUGGAGCAGAUAAACAGCACGAGGAUCCUGAGCAGCCAGAGCUUCACCCUCACCAAGAAGGAGCUGCUGAGCACGGAGCUGCUGCUCCUGGAGGCCUUUGGCUGGAACCUCUGCCUGCCGACGCCCGCCCACUUCCUGGACUACUACCUCUCGGCCUCCGUCAGCCAGAAGGACCACCACUGCCACAGCUGGCCCACCGCCUGCCCCCGCAAGACCAAAGAGUGCCUCAAGGAGUACGCUCACUACUUCCUAGAGGUCACCCUGCAAGAUCAUAUUUUCUACAAAUUCCAGCCUUCGGUGGUCGCUGCAGCCUGCGUGGGGGCCGCUAGGAUCUGCCUUCAGCUUUCUCCCUACUGGACCAGAGACCUGCAGAGGAUCUCAGAUUACUCCCUGGAGCAUCUCAGCACCUGCAUCGAAAUCCUGCUGGUAGCUUAUGAUAAUGUCCUCAAGGACGCCGUUGCGGUCAAGAGCCAGGCCUUGGCCAUGGUGCCCGGCACACCCCCAGCCUCCACUCAAGUGCUGUUCCAGCCGCCCGCCUACCCAGCCCUCGGCCAGCCGACGCCGCCCACCCUGGUGCAGUUCCAGACCCCCGUGCAGGACCUGUGCCUGGCCUAUCGGGACUCCCUGCAGGCCCACCGUGCGGGGAGCCUGCUCUCGGGAGGCACUGGCUCAUCCCUCCAUGCCCCAUACCCUCCCCUCCAGCCCCUGGAUGUGUGCCCCGUGCCCCUCCCCGCGUCCCUCAGCAUGCAGAUGGCCCUCGCAGCCGAGCCCAGGCACUGCCUCACCGCCACUUACGGAAACAGCUUCUUCAGCGGGAGCCACGCAUUCCCCACAGGCUGCUUUGACAGAUAGGGCCCCUUUGGGCCACACAGGGAGGCCUUGGAGACCGAGGCAGAGGAAGAGGACACCGACGGGGAGAACUCAGCAGAGCGAGGCGACUGGGAGGCUGUCCCCACAGAGCCUGGUCGCCCUUGAAUGGAGAGGUCCGUGCUCCUUUUAAAUAAAACUGACCCAGAGCAAAACAGUGAAUGACAUAACUCACCCAAGAGCAUUCCUCUGGAGGACGUCUUCCGCAUGUGGCCGGGAUGCACGGGGAUGGCUCAGUGGCCGUCCCCUGGAGCAGGGCCCAGUGAAUCAUGAAAGCCUGGCUAAGAGGCCAGGAGACUGGGAAUGGGGUGCAGACCACCAGUCCAUGAGCAUGUUUGCUUUUUAGUAUCAAAGACUCCUUUUUUCUUUGCCGACGGCAGCUACACCACUAGAAAGAAGGGGCAGCCUGCUGUGUUCUCAGGACCCUGGUCAAUGCUGUAUUGGGUGCUUUUCUUUUCCUGGCCCCACACAGGGGUCCCUGUGUGUGUUGACGCCUGACCGGCUGCCUUCCAAGGCAUGGGGUGGGGCGGCUGUCUUGCCUUUGUUGUCGAACCUAAACCUUCUUGGGCCUUUUAGAUAUUUCACAUGCUGCUGCUUCCCGAAGUGACCUAGCUUUCUGUUCCGUAAGAUAUCUUGUUUACAUACUGCGUCAGGGAUUUUGUGAUACUUGAAAAUUCCUUAGGAGAAAAGCAAUGUUGAUCGCCACACUGCCUGUCCCGCACGAGGCCUAGAGGUUGGAACCGGGCUUGUAGCUGACCCGUGGGUGACAACAGAGCUCCCUUUUCAAAAGCGUAUGGUUGGGGAGAACCACUUUCUAGGCUCUCAGUUCCAGGAAAUUCCACGUCGUCUUGGAUGCUGUGUUCACUUGUAGAACUUUGAUAACCACCCAGAGGAAGAAGGUUGUUGAAAUGUAGGCAGAGGUUUGAAACCAGCCCCCGACGCACACACAUGCUUAUGUAUGUGGGCUUAAGCCCAGCCUCAGCUUCGAGUCUGGCUGAGAGCGGAGGAUAAUAAUGUGGAAUGUGUGCUUAAUGCCACUGGAUCUGGGGCGUGGGGGUGUACGAGGGAAAUGACACCACCACCGACGACAGGCCAGUGACUGGAUGGAAGGCCAGUAUUUGGGUGUCUGCAACGAGAGGGCUCUCAGGAAGACCCUUGUAACCAUGUGCAAUAUGUUUUUAUUUUGACUGGCAGCUGGUGCUCAGCGUGUUUUUUGUUUGGUCCAGGGUCUGGGGACACAUUGUUCACUCAUCACAACUGGGAGGUGCCAAGAACCACGGAAGCAUUUUUUUUGGUUUGUUUUUUAAGAACCCACGUUGGUUUUCUUGACUCGUUGGCCAGUCCAGGAGACCGUGGCAGGGGGACUGCCCCAAAGUGGCUGCAGCCUGCUGAGUCAGAUCCGAAGGUGGUGUUCAGGGCAGGGGAAGCCUCAGUGUGGAAGCGGAAUGAGAAGAGAGACUGGACGUGGAGACGGUGCUGCCACUUUGCCACACUAGCGUAGGAAACUGCACGUUCGUUUGUUGUUUUUCUCUUUUGCCUUUGCCAACCUCCUUUUAUUUAUGUGCGACUGGUUUGGAUUCCAAGUUAUUGUGUCUGUCUUUUUGGGGGCUGGGGGCUUGUGAGGGGCCCCCCAGUAGAGCCUCAUAGCCAGCCGGCCCCCAGGAAAAGAUGCCCUGCA